Messenger RNA from Vitis vinifera (wine grape), 1806 nucleotides. RefSeq names its product ankyrin repeat-containing protein At5g02620. Bases 1 to 1806 code for a protein of 601 amino acids. Gene Ontology annotation, cellular component: plasma membrane. The record is from RefSeq and is a predicted model, not a curated record. Gene Ontology annotation, molecular function: protein phosphatase regulator activity; protein phosphatase 1 binding. NCBI's taxonomy places the organism in Eukaryota, Viridiplantae, Streptophyta, Magnoliopsida, Vitales, Vitaceae. The transcript is spliced from 3 exons.
AUGGAUCCAUCCACAUCCACUUCCACUUCCACUUCUACUUCCAGCCAUGCUUUAGAAUUACAGAACCUUAACUCAGUUUCUAGUGGGAACCAGGAGGAUUUCACAUGCAUGGCUCCUGAAAUUUACAGGGCUGCUGCAGAAGGCGACACCAAUAUCCUCGAGGGAAUGCCUAGCGCUGACCUUCGAGUCCAAUUAACACCCAAUAAGAACACCGUCCUCCACAUUGCAGCGCAGUUGGGUCAACUGAAGUGCGUUGCAUGGAUCAUUCAGCACUACUCAGUGGAUUCGUCCCUACUGCAGUGCCCCAAUCUGAAAGGGGACUCCCCCCUCCACCUUGCAGCGAGAGAAGGGCAUCUAGAGGUCGUGAAGGCUCUUAUCCGUGCUGCAGAAACAGUUUCCGAAAGGGAUUCUGAGAGUGGGAUUGGAGCAGAUAAGGCCAUCCUGAGGAUGACCAACAAUGAGAAUGACACAGCGUUGCAUGAGGCAGUCCGGUAUCAUCAUCCUGAGGUGGUGAAGUUGUUGAUCGAGGAAGAUCCCGAGUUUACAUAUGGUGCAAACCUUUCUGGUGGGACUCCUCUAUACAUGGCUGCUGAGAGAGGGUUUAGAGACUUGGUGAAAAUAAUCAUAGAGAAUACUACUCUCAUUCCACCGGCUCACACUGGCCCCAUGAGGAGAACAGCUUUGCAUGCAGCUGUGGUUUGCCAUGACCCAAAAAUGGUAGAAGAAAUUCUGAAAUGGAAGCCGGAUCUAACAACAGAAGCAGAUGAAAACGGGUGGUCUCCACUUCACUGCGCUGCAUACUUGGAUUAUGUUUCAAUAAUGAGGCAAUUACUUGAUAAAUCUGACAAGUCUGUAGUCUACUUAAGGGUAAAAAACGAUGACAACAAGACAGCUCUUCAUAUUGCGGCCACUCGUGGAAACAAGCGCACAGCAAAACUGUUGGUGUCACGCUAUCCAGAUUGUUGUGAGCAAGUGGAUAUCAAUGGAAAUAAUGCUCUUCACUUAUUCAUGAUGCAAAGAAGAUUUUUCAUAAGCUUGUUAAAGAUUCCUUGGAUGAAUGUGGGAGCACUUAUAAAUGAGAAGAAUGCUGAAGGACAAACACCUCUCCAUCUGCUUGCCCAUUCCCAACUGAGAUAUCGUCCAGCUUACAUAAAGAACAAGAAAGUAGAUAAGAUGAUACUUAACAGCCAAAACUUGACUGCUAUGGACGUAAUUUCAUCGGCUGAGGAUUUAUAUGGACACAAGGCUGUUAUUGUACGGCACCUGAAAUGGGCCAAAGCCAGAGUCGGGCCUUUGUUGCGGCAGAAGACUAUGAGCAAAGACAAGGACAACAAAGACGAGGAUAACAACGAAAGAAAACGUAAUAAAGGUUUAGACGUAUCUUUCUUAAAGAAAGCAAGCAAUAGUCAUUUGCUAGUUGCCACACUCGUAGCCACUGUAUCCUUCGGAGCAGGUUUUACAUUGCCCGGUGGGUAUAAUAAUAGUGACGGCACAGCCAUUUUAAGAAAAAAGAUAGCUUUUCAAGCAUUUGUUGCGUUUGAUUUCUUAGCCCUGUUGUCGUCUGUGACUGCUAUAUUGUCUCAUUUUUAUGGUGCACUGAAUCACAAAAAGGCGCAGCUCGCAUCAUCACUAAGCUUGGCCUAUUGGUUCACCCAGUUGGGUAUAGGAGCAAUGAUAGUAGCAUUCAUGAGCGGCGUGUACACCAUGGAUCCACAUCACUCAGGGAUGACCUUUUCUAUUUAUAUCAUCUUCAUCUGCGUUUCGAUUUUCAUCUUAUUCACUGUGGUACGCCAAAUUCAACGUUAA